Messenger RNA from Leptopilina boulardi, 1325 nucleotides. RefSeq lists its product as uncharacterized. Gene Ontology annotation, cellular component: cytosol; nucleus. Lineage: Eukaryota; Metazoa; Arthropoda; Insecta; Hymenoptera; Figitidae. Bases 65 to 1114 code for a protein of 349 amino acids. The transcript has 4 exons. Gene Ontology annotation, biological process: protein dephosphorylation. Gene Ontology annotation, molecular function: mitogen-activated protein kinase binding; protein serine/threonine phosphatase activity. The record is from RefSeq and is a predicted model, not a curated record.
GACCGUAGUUCGCCUGAGAGUAUCGGCUGUCAAAUUAUGAGAACGUAUCAUUCUUAGUGGUACAAUGUUUGUUAAACAAUAUAAUAUUUUUGUUUCAAAAUCAGAAGGAGACAUAAGAAAUAAAGAUAUGGAAUUGGAUAAAAAAUGGUAUUCUGCACCUUUAAGUGAUGGCUUUUGUUUAGGAGUAAUUGAUGGGCACGGUGAUCCUGAGGUUGUUGAUUUUGUUUAUAAAAAUUUUAUAACUUACAUCGGAGAAGAGAAUCUGAUCAGCGAAGAAGUCAAAAAAACAUUAGAAGCGAUUAACAAUGGAUUCAUAAGAAUGCUAGAGGCUUUAAUACUGAAAUUUGAUGAGAACGGUAAAAACGGAUCUGAGAUUGGCUUGUCACUUAGUGUAGCAAUUGUAAAGUUGAACAAGAUUUUUUUUCUGAAUUUUGGAAAUAGCAAGAUUGUUUUAGGAAUUAAAGGCAGUCAAAACGAUUGGGUAAGCCAAACCCUAACAAGAGAAAACAAUUCCAACAAUGUGGGUCUGCUUAAUGGAUUGAACGAGAUUAAAAAUCUGCAAAAUCUUACAGAUAAAGAAAAGACAGCCAUAUCUUUUCUUCCGAACGUUACAGUAAUAAAUGUUGAUAGUAGGAAAAGAUGUUUGGUUUUAGCCACAAGCAAUUUUUGGAGUGCAAUCAAUUCCACGGAAGCUGUAAAAGCUGUCCAAACAGAAGAAGAAAGUAGAGAUCUCUAUUUAUACAAGGACAAUAACAAAUAUAUAUUUCGAUUUGAGCGAAAUAUAUCAUCAAUUUUAUGUACUGAUGCGCUUGAAAAGUUGUCUGUUUUAAGAAAGGGUAGUAAUGAUAUGAUCGUUACAACUAUGGUAUUUAAUAAACGUAAUAGUUCCUCAACAAACGGAUACAAUUCAUCAAAUUUAAAAAAUGCUAAAUACGUGACAAUGAAAGAUAAGAGCAAAUUAAACAAUAACUGCGAACUUAAUCAACUUUGCCCUAUUGUCGAAGAUGGAGUCUUUAAAAAACCACAACCCAUUUGUACAUCUCGCCUUGUUACUAAGCGAAAAAUAGAAGUCGAUGAAGAAAGUACGUCACACCAUAAAAUUCUCAAAACAUAGCCUUUCAAAGUAAUUUAUUUUACGAAAAUUUCAUCUUUUUGAUACUUUUUGAGGCGAAGUUUUAAAAUCGUAAUUUUAAAACAAUUAUAAUAAUAAUUAAGAUUCAAGAAUAAAAUUAAGUAUUCUAAAGAUUAGAAUAUACAAAAUUGUAGCUUCCCGUUACAUAAAUGUAAUACAUAAACUACAUAUUUCAAUAAAAUUUGAAAAAUUA